AUGAUGGUCGCAUUUAAACCUGCUGGUCGCAUUUACCAGGACAGUGUAUUAGUUGAAGAUAAAAUAUAUUUCUUAGGUGGUUUAAAUGGUGCAAACAUUGGGACUAGUGAUUUAUUCUAUUUAAAUAUUUCUUCACCAUUUAGUUCUGUAAAUCUUAAAUGGACUGAUCUUACCAGCGUUGCACCUAUUCCUGUCAAGAGCGCAUUCGCACCUGCUUGUAUUGGUGGCAAUAAAAAUUCUACAAUUUAUUUAUUCGAACAUAGCAUGACAGAUAACGUUAGUUCAACUACUUUAGUUACAUUUGCCUUUGAUAUAACAACUCAAAAAUGGUAUACACAAUCAACAUCAGGAAUUACGCCACCACCCAUACAGAAUUUGGAAGUGGUUGUUGAUAUGAAUGGUAAAAUAUAUAUUAGUGGUGGAUUUGAACUAUUAACCCAACUGUCGAGUAAUAACACCUACAUAUUUAAUUCAUUGAGCAAUUCUUGGCUCAAUGGCCCUGAUGCCCCAAUAAUUCGAUCCGCCAAUACUGCCACACUUUUACCAAGCGGACGUAUCGUAUAUAUAGGGGGAACACAUGACUUUCAAAAUGGAACGAAUGAUUAUCGACUGGCAGAGAUUGAUAUGAAUCAACACACUGCUGUACUGAGCAAUAAUGGCUUUACAAUUGUUAUUUAUGGUGGUGGCUCCAAAAAUUUUACAACGACUCCAGAACCUUCUUUAGCUGCAUUAGAUACGAGUGUUACACCUUACAAGUGGUCUAAAAUAUCAUCUAUUGGCACAUUUUCACCACCACCACUCGCCUAUCAUUCAGCUCAGAUAAUUGAAAACUUUAUGAUCGUGGCAUUUGGUGCUCUCUUUACGACUAAUGGUUUUAAUUUGACAACUGGUUCUAAUGACAAUGUUUACAUAUUAGACACUUCAAAUUAUACAUGGAUCACAUCGUUUGAUAUAACAAAAAAUUAUUUAAACCCAUUACAUGAAUCUCAAUUUAACAUUCCCUUAAUUGCAGGCCUUAGUAGUGGUUUAUUUGUUUUAAUUAUUAUCGCAA
Molecule: messenger RNA, 1051 nt
Organism: Dentiscutata erythropus
Lineage: Eukaryota; Fungi; Glomeromycota; Glomeromycetes; Diversisporales; Gigasporaceae
Source: the annotation of a GenBank genome assembly